This is a messenger RNA of Chara braunii, 3355 nucleotides long. Lineage: Eukaryota; Viridiplantae; Streptophyta; Charophyceae; Charales; Characeae. The record is from the annotation of a GenBank genome assembly.
GCAGUGUAAGAAAGCAUCUCGGUCAGGGUUUGGACGCCCCCGUUCGUGAAUGUAGCCCACGGUUCCCAAGCGAAAGCUGUAUGGGAGAACAACUGAAGGGGGAGGGGAGAUUCAGUGGGUGCGAGAGGAAAAGACGUUUCAGCAAGUUCUUUGACCCGUUAUUUGAGGUGAAUUUCAUGGCUGACGUGCGGAGGAGAUUGCCUCUGCUGGUACUCGUUGUCGUCUUCCUCCACGUGUGUUUUUCGUGGCAGUCGUGGAAACAACAACGGAAGAGGAAGGCUUCAACAAGACGGGCGGCAGGCGAACGUCUAAUGGUGGGCAUGCAGGCACGACCGGCUGCUGCCGCAGGUCAGGGAGGAGUUCGAUCUUCUGCGGCGGAGCCUCGAAAGCGGUACGACCCGUCCAUGUACACCCAUCUGGAGUCGUGGGACACGCCAUUGCCCCCGUCGGACGAGGAGCCGAAGAAGGAAGAACUUUCGACAUUGCCUCUCGCUAGCGGCUCGACUCAGUUGUGGUCGCAGACGGUGCGAGUAGGCGGGUCGGCUCCCGACGAAGGGGGCGGGUUCACGUCAUUGCUGCAUCAAGGCUUGCGGGACGACGACGGCGGAGGAGUUGAUCUGAGGUUCGGGUUGUGUUCUGGCGGCGGCAGGGAGGCGAGCCGUACAUUCAUCAUCGAGGGAGAACGUUCGGCAAGUGGCGUUGAGCAUGGUGGAAGUCUGCAUACGGAGCAGUCCACACUUCGUCGCGCUGCACCCGUGACUGGCGCGGUCGGGCCAUCGCCAGCGGGACGGCAGCAUGGAUUGACUGCUCCGUCCGUCGAUCGAUUGACACCGACCUGGCCCGCACCCCCCUGGGUGGCAGCAGGGCCCCUGCGCAUGGGCGGUGCACGUUCGUUGAUGCCUGCGUGCACAACACCGAUCGAAUCCGGAGUGAGGGACGAGGGAACGUGCAGAGCGCCGGUACAUCCACGACCCACUGUGGAGAACAUAACACGUGGAGUGUCGAACAUGCGGGCACACAGCGAUGGAGGCGAAGACGACGUUGGAUUCGGUGACGACGCAGACGAAGGGAUGAGGGAAGACGUGGAAGCGGGGGACGACGACGACGACGACGUUCCAAUUCAGCCUUUGGGGAAGACGGCUGGGAGGGGGAGAGGACGCGGCAGAGGUGGUGUUCGUGGUCGAUCCGUUGGCCGUGGAGGCAGAGGUGGCGGCGCUGACGACUGCAUGAAGAAGUGGGACAAUCUGUUCCAGAACUACAAGAAAAUUCAGAGGUUUCAGAAUGCUAGCGGCCGGUCAUAUUUUUUCAGGCUGACGAACGAAGAGAGGAAGGAGCACAACUUCAAGUUCCGGAUGGACAGGGCGCUGUACAACGAGAUCCACGCAGGCAUGGUGGGGAACCACACGAUUUUCCCUCCCAACAUUGCCGACACCGGCAGUCCGGAUGGGGUGCAGCUGCCCAGGCGAGGAGCGGGUGGCGGGGAGUCUGUUUGUAGUGAGGCGGCCGAUGAAGGCUGCCCUGACGAGCGUUCUUCUGCGAGGGAGUCCGACAGCAACGUAGGUAGCGGGGCAGGAGGCGGGAAGCGGAAGAACGCGCGUCAGCAGGCAUUCGAGUCCAUCUUUGAUGUCAUGGAACGCCAUGGCGCACUGAUGUCGUCGACGAUCGAAUCGUCUAGCAAGCGGCAAUGCAGCAUCUUCACGAGGCAAUGCGACAUAUUGGAGCACGAAGCGACGGCGUCUGCAGGACGGGAGAGUGCCAGGCAGCGUACUCCGGAUCAGAGCGCUUCGAAGAGGAUGUCAACCCCUCCGCCGGAGGCGCAGCAGCUGCGUGUCCGCGAAACGUGGAAAGAGAAGGGUGUUGUGGUGGACCUUGGCGACGAAGACGAUGAGCCUUUGGAAAAACGUCGCCUGCGCAGUGCGACACAAGCGACCACAGCGGCGGUGUCGACGGCUCGCGCUGCGGAGGACGAAAGGCCGAUCACAGGUGCACUGCCCUGCACGCCGUCUCAGCCGCGUCAGCGCAACGACGGUGGUGACGGUGCGUCUCGCCAACGAGGUGGUGGUGGGGGAGUCAUGGCAGACGCGCGUGCAGCAGGGGGUGAGGCGGCAGGUGGCGCGGGUGUGGCUGUUGCAGGUGUUGUCCCUCCCGUUCCGACGGCGAGAGAGGAGGCUGCAGUUCCAGCGACGGUGAGAGAGGAGGAUCGUGGACAGAACACGAACCAACGGGAUCGCAGCGAGGCCGCUUUAAGCCGGGCACGCAGGGGAGUCAUGACGAAAGACCUUAUCGAUCGUGCGCUUCUUUGGGUGGAUGACAAAUGUUUCUGGACGAUGGGUGAAGGACGCAGACUUUACAACAUCGUCCACGAAACCAAGGAGUACUUCGUCGCCAUCGCCAGCGGCCUUCCGCCACCUGAACUUCCGUGGAGCGUUGUCGUCCCCAAAUCCAGCACGAGGGUGGCAAGGAUCGCAGACCAAUCACAGCUCCAGCAAGCGAUCUCCCGUGCGGCGGCGGUGGAAAAUAUAGCUCAGCGCAUCUUGCACGACUGGGUUUUCAAGUCCGGGAACCGCCCAAGGGGGUACCACCUUGCUUUCCAGUACUCGUUGGAGUCUGUAGCGACGGACAUUGCGCGUGCAAUGUGGUACGGCGAGGAGUGGCGCAACGUCGUCAGCGCGCCGAUCUGCGCCCACACGAUAGAUCUUAACAUGGACCUUCCACUGUGGUACGCCGGCGCGAAUAUCGAGGACAGACCUGAGGACGAUGACAUGGUUGCGCUGUUGCUGGCGGCGUCCAUAUGGAUUAUGCACAUGGCGGGAGACGAUCCGCGCAGUCACUAUGAAACAUUUUACUUCGCGGAUCUCGUCGCCAGGCCGACACUAAUCGCCUCCAUGCAUCGGUCCUUCGAUCAUCGACGAUCCGUCGUCCGCGCCGCGAAUGUCGUCACGAUGAGGCUUGGGAAGGCGAAAGCCACGCUCGGAGUGUACCCCGACUACAUCCCUGAUUGGGCACCAUGCGGCAUCGGAUUUGCGCACGACGCGACCAUCAAGGGGCCGGAGGAUGCGAAGAGGCUGGAUUGGUUGGGUUCGGGCCCCGCCGAUGAUGACAUCAAAGGCGAAGGAAAGGACGACGCAUAAGGCGGGUUGUGUCCUUGUCUGCGUUGCACUUAUUCUUGUUCUUCGUAUUGGCUUCACAACAUGCAAUAGACAUGCGUCCAUCACAAAUUGACAAAAUGCAUGACGGGAUCGUACAGAAGCAUGUUGCACAUGUCAUCCCACCACAACAGCACACGGAACCGGUCAUGGAAACUGAAAUGAAGAUAUGCACCAAAAAACGAUAAAGAUAAACAACAUUUCCACAG